This is a messenger RNA of Spea bombifrons (plains spadefoot toad), 1335 nucleotides long. RefSeq names its product solute carrier family 66 member 2 (gene SLC66A2). Bases 261 to 1070 code for a protein of 269 amino acids. The record is from RefSeq and is a predicted model, not a curated record. Gene Ontology annotation, cellular component: trans-Golgi network; endosome. Gene Ontology annotation, biological process: phospholipid translocation; retrograde transport, endosome to Golgi. Lineage: Eukaryota; Metazoa; Chordata; Amphibia; Anura; Pelobatidae. The transcript is spliced from 6 exons.
CAUGUGUUAGACGAUGGGGGUGUCGGCAGACAGAAGGUGCAGUGUUGUGACUCUCCGAGACGAUCAUCAGCGCCGACGUGAAAUUGUAUUUUGUAUUCUUCCAGCACACGCACGCCAGAUUUUACCAUGGAAUGUCAUAUCCCGGUAUCUCGUUGGCUGUGCUUGCAACCUCUGAAAUAAUGCUCACUGAAUGUAUAUUGUAGAGAACCCUGGAGAGCUGGGUUCCGUUGUCCAUAAAGGACAGUGACCUUCCAGCUGUGAUGGAGGCAGAAGGUUUACAAUGGUUUGUGGCCUCUUUAUACCGGCUGGUGUCCUGGGGGGCAUCUGCUGCCAUGAUCUUUGGAGGCAUUGUGCCAUAUAUCCCCCAGUACAGAGACAUUAGAAGAACACAGAAUGCAGAGGGGUUCUCCACUUACGUUUGCCUUAUGCUGUUGGUAGCCAAUAUAUUACGAAUACUGUUUUGGUUUGGGCGCCAUUUUGAAUCCCCCCUCCUAUGGCAAAGCAUAAUUAUGAUUGUUACAAUGCUGCUUAUGUUGAAACUAUGCACAGAGGUGCGUGUGGCUAAUGAUUUGAAUACCAAACGUCGCUCCUUUACAGAUAGUAAGGAUGAAGAUCUCAAAACUCAUCCCAAGAGAUGCUUUCUGGAUUUUGAUGUGAACUUCUUUUGGCACUGGAGCAGAUUCGCAGACUAUGUCCAAUGUGUGCUGGCUUUCACCGGUGUCAUUGGAUACAUCACUUAUCUCUCCCUGGACUCUGUACUCUAUGUAGAGACCCUGGGAUUCCUAGCCGUGUUCACAGAGGCCAUGCUUGGAGUUCCUCAGCUUUACAGGAAUCACCAGAACAACUCCACAGAGGGAAUGAGCAUCAAAAUGGUGUUGAUGUGGACGAGUGGAGAUACAUUCAAGACUGUUUACUUUGUUCUGAACCAAGCUCCUAUCCAGUUCACCAUCUGUGGCCUGCUGCAGGUAGUAGUAGACAUAACUAUACUACUCCAGGUUUAUCUGUACAGCGGCUACCAUCAGAAACCCAUCCUGCACCCCACACAUGCCGGCAGUGCCAAAGUUCUCUGACCAAAUGGAUAUCUACUACCUACGACGUGCUUCCUGGUGUUACACUUGCACAUGCUUCUGCGCCAACAGUAUACAUAUCUGCUCCAAAAAUUAUCGUCAAGAGGCUUGUUCAGUGCACAUCCCGAACAGAGGAUACUUUUUGUUAUAUUAUGUUUUUGUUCCUUCGUUUUGAUAAGUUACUGAUAGACCCUCUCUACUUACUGCAUUUUCAUGAUUGUACACAACUUUAGGAAUAAAGUGGAUCUGUCAUUAUAUUGUAUGUAAA